Phytophthora sojae is the source of this 699-nucleotide messenger RNA. RefSeq lists its product as hypothetical. The record is from RefSeq and is a predicted model, not a curated record. The annotation marks the transcript as partial. The transcript has 4 exons. NCBI's taxonomy places the organism in Eukaryota, Oomycota, Peronosporomycetes, Peronosporales, Peronosporaceae.
GCGAGGGCCCGAGACCGCGACAGCGCGGGGCGGCUCCUGCGCGUGAUAGCGGACUGUGAUCUCUACCAUAUGGAGGCUGCAAUCGCCAGUCUCAAGCAUGUCAAGACCGGAAUCAGAUCUGAGUCCUUGCUCAAACCCAGUGGCGGGGACGACGUUGACGUGCUGGAACGCACCGCCGAGGGUCGAGUGCUGUCCUUGUCGGAUCAUAAGCGGAUUGCGCGACUCCAAGCGGCUUUGAGUGCUGUGGCGAACGCUUACAGCGGUGAAAAUGGAGUGGAAGAACCGACAGAAAGCGAUUCGAAUCGAAACUUGGUGCGCACUGUGGCAGGGGCUGCAAUUAUGCAAGUCACGCGAGAUUGCUCAGCUUCUCGGACGAAUUGCUGCAUUUUGGGCUCGCGAGCAGAAAAACUGCUCUUUCUGCUGGACUGGAUGAUGAAUCGUGAGCAUGGUUAUGUUGCCUUGGCGCGGUUAGAUCGUGGCUACGUACAGCAAUUACUGUUGGAGUGGAUUCAACCUUCAGCUGAGAAGCAGAAUCAGCUUGCUGCGUGUCUUGCCCUGUUUGAGCUGCUGCAACGACUCGAGUUGUAUUUGGAGGCGUUGCGGUCCACUGUGGAGAGGGGAACUUUGCCGGUUGCUGAUUCGCUUCGUGUGAAACAUUCAAAACUCGCGCUGAUUGCUUUUGAAACACUUGUGCUACUG